UUCCAGUUUGCAGGGACACACCCAGAGCUUACACCAUUUGUUGUUGUUUGGCUCCCUUAUAUAACCCUGUCUUGGGGUUUGAACUUCACUGAAAAUCCGCAAGACAGAAUAGCCGGAUCUCAGAGGAACCUGGCUAAUCAAAACACUGCAGAACGGCUACCUACUUCACAGCAAUCAUGAGUACAAAUGCUGAUGAUCAUCAGGUCAAGGAUAGUCUGGAGCAGUUGAGAUGUCACUUUACAUGGGAGAUAUCAGUUGAGGAUGAUGAAAUACCCGAUUUAGAAAACAGAGUCUUGGACCAGAUUGAAUUCCUAGACACCAAAUACAAUGUGGGAAUACACAACCUACUAGCCUAUGUGAAACACCUGAAAGACCAGAAUGAGGAAGCCCUGGAGAGCUUAAAAGAAGCUGAAGACUUAAUCCAGAAAGAACAUGCCAACCAAGCAGAUGUGAGAAGUCUGGUGACCUGGGGCAACUUUGCCUGGGUAUAUUACCACAUGGGCAAACUGGCAGAAGCCCAGACUUACCUGGACAAGGUGGAAAACAUUUGCAAGAAGUUUUCAAAUCCCUUCCGCUAUAGGAUGGAAUGUCCAGAAAUAGACUGUGAGGAAGGAUGGGCCUUGCUGAAGUGUGGAGGAAAGAAUUAUGAACGGGCCAAGGCCUGCUUUGAAAAGGCUCUUGAAGUGGACCCUGAAAACGCUGAAUUCAGUGCUGGGUACGCAAUCUCUACCUAUCGCCUGGACGGCUUUAAAUUUGCAACAAAAGAUCACAAGCCAUUUUCUUUGCUUCCCCUAAGGCAGGCUGUCCGUCUAAAUCCAGACAAUGGAUAUAUUAAGGUUCUUCUUGCCCUGAAGCUUCAGGAUGAAGGACAGGAAGCUGAAGGAGAAAAGUAUGUUGAAGAAGCUCUGACCAGUAUGUCUUCACAGACCUAUGUCUUUCGAUAUGCAGCCAAGUUUUAUCGAAGAAAAGGCUCUGUGGAUAAAGCUCUUCAGCUCUUAAAAAUGGCCUUGCAGGCAACACCCACUUCUGCCUUGCUGCAUCACCAGAUAGGGCUUUGCUACAAAGCACAAAUGAUCCAAAUCAAGGAAGCUACAAAAGGGCAGCCUAGAGGGCAGAACAGAGAAAGGGUAGACAAAAUGAUAAGAUCGGCCAUAUUUUAUUUUGAAUCUGCAGUGGAAAAAAAGCCCACAUUUGAAGUGGCUCUUCUAGAUCUGGCAAGAAUGCAUAUAGAAGCGGGCAAUCACAGGAAAGCUGAGGAAAUUUUUCAAAAACUGUUACGCACGAACCCAGUAGUAGAAGAAACAAUGCAAGACAUACAUUUGCACUAUGGCCGCUUUCAGGAAUAUCAAAAGAAAUCUGAGGUCAAUGCAAUUAUCCAUUAUUUAAAAGCUAUAAAAAUAGAACAGGCAUCAUUAGCAAGGGAUAAAAGUAUCUAUUCUUUGAAGAAAUUGGUUUUAAGGAAACUUCAGAGAAAUGCAUUAGACCUGGAAAGCUUGAGCCUCCUCGGGUUUGUGUACAAAUUGAAAGGAAAAAUGAAUGAAGCCCUGGAGUACUAUGAGCAGGCCCUGAGACUGGCUGCUGACUUUGAGAACUCUGUGGGACAAGGUCCUUAGGCACCCAAAUAUCAGCCACUUUCACAUUUCAUUUGUUUUUAUGCUAACAUGUACUAAUCAUCUUUUCUGCUUACUCUUUUCAGAAACAUUAUAAUUCACUGUAAUGAUGUAAUUCUUGAACAAUUACUCAAAUCUAAUAAAAUAUUAGUUGCAUUCAACAAUUAGUGAAACAGAAUGUGUGUGUGCAUGUAGGAAAGAGAAACCAUUUGUAUGAGUGCUAUUUAGUAGAGAAAAAUAUUAGGUAACUCUGUAGGAAAUAAAAUACUGGACUUAAUUAAACUAAAUGUUUGAUUCAUUCAUUUUAUUGUGAAAUAAAAUUCUUAGCUCCUUUA
Messenger RNA from Sapajus apella (tufted capuchin), 1945 nucleotides. Its product is annotated as interferon-induced protein with tetratricopeptide repeats 1. The transcript is spliced from 2 exons. The record is from RefSeq and is a predicted model, not a curated record. Gene Ontology annotation, molecular function: RNA binding; protein binding. Gene Ontology annotation, biological process: defense response to virus. Gene Ontology annotation, cellular component: cytosol. The coding region runs from base 177 to 1613 and encodes 478 amino acids. Lineage: Eukaryota; Metazoa; Chordata; Mammalia; Primates; Cebidae.